Mucor velutinosus is the source of this 1164-nucleotide messenger RNA. RefSeq lists its product as uncharacterized. The transcript is spliced from 8 exons. Gene Ontology annotation, cellular component: nucleus. Gene Ontology annotation, molecular function: 3'-tyrosyl-DNA phosphodiesterase activity; double-stranded DNA binding; single-stranded DNA binding. The record is from RefSeq and is a predicted model, not a curated record. Lineage: Eukaryota; Fungi; Mucoromycota; Mucoromycetes; Mucorales; Mucoraceae. The coding region runs from base 1 to 1164 and encodes 387 amino acids. Gene Ontology annotation, biological process: DNA repair.
AUGUCGAAUGUUAAAAACAAGAGCAUUCCAGUGACAAUAGUGCAUGGUUUGAGGGAAUCUGCAAGGGAUUUAAUGGAACAAGCACGACAAUGGCCCAAUAUCACAGUGGCAACACCACGAAUUCAAGAUAGAUAUGGUGUUCAUCAUACCAAAGCUAUGCUACUGUUCUUUAGAGACUCGAUUCAGUUGAUUGUGAUGACGGCAAAUAUGAUCCCUCAAGAUUGGCAAGUCAUGACACAAGGUGUUUAUCGAUCUCCUAAAUGUUCCUUCAAGACAAACAAUCCAACAUCGGCAGCAUCUCCGUUUGAAACUGAUUUGAUAAAGUAUUUGCGAGCAUAUAAUCUGUCUUGUCUUGGCUCAACCAUCGCCUCUGUAUCACGCUAUGAUUGGUCUGUAUGCAAGGCCAUCUUGAUUGCGUCUGUGCCAGGGUAUCACCGACAGAGUGGAUCAUCAUUCUGUAAUUGGGGCCUCCAGAGAUUAGCAGAAGUGCUCUGCCAGUAUGUAACAUUGCCCACAUACAACUGUCAGAAUUCGCAAAUCAUUAUGCAGUGCUCUAGUAUGCCCCAUUCCCCAGAGAAAUGGUUCAAAGAACAGGUGAGUCGAGCCAUGGCUGAAUUCAAGAAUAGAAGAUCAACGCUGUCAAUCAAAUCUCCUCGGGUAUGCGUUGUUUAUCCGACAGUAACCGCAGCAUCAAACAGCUUUACUGGGAGAGACAUGAGUGGUGAUUUCUUGAGAUUUGAAAAAGCUUCUUACGGUAAAAACCAUUCCUGGUUUGAUCCAUACUUGUAUGAGUGGAAAAGCGAACGAGCAGGUCGACAAUUCCUCAUGCCUCACAUCAAAACUUAUACGCGAACCUAUCAAGACAAGAAUGGAAAAAUACACAUUGCAUGGCACCUCUUGACAUCGGCUAACCUCAGUCGUGCAGCUUGGGGCGAAUAUCAAAAAAACAGGACACAAAUUUAUAUCAAAAGCUUUGAAUUGGGCGUUUUAUUUUGUCCGUCUUUGUGGGAUGACAAUGCCGACUUGGUGCCUGAUAAUGAUCUGGAUAGUAUGCAAGAGAGAUCCAGCGGAACAGAGGUAGCUGAAAUCAAGGUUCGACUUCCUUUUGAUUUGCCUUUGAUACAUCAUCCGGAGCCAUUGCAAUGCUUUACCCGACUAACAUAA